AAAUUUAUAGCGAACCAGCCCGCAAUUUCAACAUUUCUUCCAUCUUCUCUCUUCUCUCUUCUCUAUUCCCAUUCUCUCUUUUUCUUCCAACUUACUAUUGAUUUUUUCGCCGGUAGAUAUACUUGGAUUGUAAAAUCAUCUAACCUAAAUUCUCCGCCGUUUGAUGAUCUGACUUCUCUUUUCAUUUACUUGAUCAACCCAAGAGUUUCAGUUAUCAGUGCCACCUCCGUAUCAGACGAUGGGCCAUUGCUGUAGCAAAGACGUAUCGGCGGCAGUCAACAAUGAUGGAAUCACACCCGGGAACCAUUUUAAACCACCUGCAUCACCACUUCCUGCUGGACGUUCGUCGGAGACACCUUUAUCCACUGAUAUUAACUCCUUUGCGGCCAGUCCGUUUCAGAGCCCUCUUCCGGCUGGAGUGCCGCCGUCUCCUUCUCCGGCAGGUACUCCAGGGAGAAAGUUCAGGUGGCCAUUACCCCCUCCUUCUCCAGCUAAGCCGAUCAUGGCAAUUAUGCGGCGUCGGGGGCAGACUAAGCCGCCCAAGGAGAUGCCAAUACCAGAGGACGCAGAGGGAGGGGAGGGCGAGAGGCAGCUGGAUAAGAGUUUCGGCUACGCUAAGAAUUUUCCAGUGAAGUUCGAGUUGGGUAAGGAGGUUGGGCGAGGGCAUUUUGGUCAUACUUGCUGGGCGAAAGGAAAGAAGGGGGAACUCAAAGGACAGUCCGUCGCCGUCAAGAUCAUUUCCAAAGCUAAGAUGACUACAGCAAUAUCCAUCGAAGAUGUUCGUCGGGAGGUAAAAAUAAUGAAAGCUCUAUCUGGGCAUGAGCAUAUGAUCAAAUUUCAUGAUGCUUUUGAGGAUGCCAAUAAUGUCUACAUAGUCAUGGAAAAACGUAAAAGAUGUUCUGAUCUUGUUAUUGGCAGAUUAUGUGAAGGUGGCGAACUACUGGACAGAAUUUUAUCAAGAGGCGGAAGGUACACUGAGGAAGAUGCCAAAUCUAUUAUCGUGCAAAUUUUAAGUGUAGUUGCUUUUUGUCAUCUUCAAGGUGUUGUGCAUCGGGAUCUUAAGCCUGAGAAUUUUCUAUUUACCACAAGAAAUGAAGAUGCUCCAAUGAAGAUUAUUGAUUUUGGUUUAUCGGAUUUUAUUUGGCCAGAUCAACGUCUCAAUGAUAUUGUUGGUAGUGCAUAUUAUGUUGCACCUGAAGUUCUCCAUAGAUCUUAUAGUGUUGAAGCUGAUAUGUGGAGUAUUGGCGUCAUAACAUAUAUAUUGUUAUGUGGAAGUAGACCUUUCUGGGCUCGUACUGAAUCGGGGAUUUUUCGUUCUGUGUUAAGAGCUGAUCCUAAUUUUGAUGACUCACCUUGGCCUGAGGUAUCACCUGAAGCCAAGGAUUUUGUGAAAAGGCUUCUGAACAAGGACCACAGAAAGAGAAUGACUGCUGCCCAAGCACUGACUCAUCCAUGGUUACGAGAUGAAAACCGACGUGUGCCUUUGGAUAUUUUUAUUUACAAGUUGAUUAAGUCAUAUGUCCGUGCCACACCAUUCAAGCGUGCAGCGCUUAAGGCUCUUUCAAAAGCUAUUCCAGAAUCUGAUCUUUUCUAUAUCAAGGCUCAAUUUAAUCUCUUGGAACCAAAAGAUGGAUUUCUUUCCCUUAAUAAUUUUAAAACGGCAUUAAUGAGACAUGCCACUGAUGCCAUGAAGGAGUCGAGGGUUCUUGACAUUUUUAAUAUGAUGGAACCACUCUCCUAUAGAAAAAUGGGGUUUGAGGAAUUCUGUGCAGCCGCAAUAAGUACGUAUCAACUUGAGGUCCGUGAAGAUUGGGAAGACGUCGCACGGACAGCCUUCGAUCACUUCGAAGAAGAAGGAAACAGGGUCAUUUCAGUACAGGAAUUGGCUCUGGAAAUGAAUUUGGGUCCCACAGCCCAUUCUAUAGUCAAUGAUUGGAUUAGAAGUUCUGAUGGAAAACUGAGCUUCCUUGGGUAUACCAAAUUUUUACAUGGAGUGACGAUUCGUAGUUCGAAUACAAGACCUCGAUAGCGUAGUCAGAGGUACAGAAUUGUUGACAAUGAUAUUUUUUUUCUUUAAAUUGUUAAUGUUUGAUUUUUUGAUUAUCAGUGUAAAAUGGAAGGUCUGUUGAGUCUGAUAUUAUAACUUCUUAAUGUCAAAAUGUUGGCAUAACUUUAUUUGUAAAGUUGAAUGAGUAUACAUGUUCAAAUCUUCAAUACAAAAUAUAUUUUAGAUUCUUGUUCCCA
Molecule: messenger RNA, 2244 nt
Organism: Manihot esculenta (cassava)
Lineage: Eukaryota; Viridiplantae; Streptophyta; Magnoliopsida; Malpighiales; Euphorbiaceae
Product: CDPK-related kinase 4
Exons: 11
Coding region: 239-2029 (596 amino acids)
Biological process (GO): protein autophosphorylation; intracellular signal transduction; peptidyl-serine phosphorylation
Cellular component (GO): cytoplasm; nucleus
Molecular function (GO): calcium-dependent protein serine/threonine kinase activity; calmodulin binding; ATP binding
Source: RefSeq, a predicted model, not a curated record